AUGUCAACAACAUCCCUCCCAACCGCCACCCGUCGCCUCCUCCGCGACCUCUCCGAACUCCGCUCCUCUCCUGUCUCAACCAACGUCGCCGCCCACCCACUGGACUCCGACAUCUACCAAUGGCACGGAAACCUCCACCUCUCCCUCCCUAACCACACCUUCACCCUUCACUUCUCCAUGCUCUUCCCAUCAAACUAUCCAUCCCACCCACCAUCCCUCCUCCUCCUUACCCGUCUUCCACACGAAAACGUACUUACAGCCGUAGGAGGGUAUAAAGUAUGUCUUGACAUGUUAGACGAGAGUAUUGACGGGGAGUAUAAGGGAUGGUCGCAAAGUUAUUCCGUUCGAAGUAUUUUGAUGCAGCUUGAGGCUUUCUUGACGGAUGAAGGGGAGUUGGUGAAUGUGAGGUUGGGGAGUUUGGAUGAUGCGCAACGGGAUGCUGGGGUUUUUGAGUGUAAGAAGUGUGGGAGUUGUAGAAGGAAGGUUUGGCCGAGGUUUCCUACUGAGGAAGAGGUGGAGAGGAAGGUUGUUAGGGAGGUUAAGAGGCCGAAGAUUGUGAGGAGUGUGAAGGUGGUUAAGAAGACUGUGGUGGGUUCUGAGGGGAAGGAGAAGGAUGUAGAUGGGUGGACUUCGGUUUCUAAGAAGGGUUUGCAGGUUGAUGAUGUUCCUGAGGCGAAGAAGAAGAAACCGGCGGGUCCUGAUUUCUCGAAGGCGGCUGGGAAGGUUAUGGUUAUCAAACCGGGACAUCAGAUCAAACGGGCUCCGAAGCUCAUCGCCUUGAAGGAUCUUGAAAGCAUCAGAGUCGCGAAACCGACUGAAUCUCGUCCUGCCUCGCUGGAUGAUGAAGUCGCAGAUAGUCCUCGAGAACUUCAUUACAAACGUAUCGAACGCCAUAACGCCGGUUUAUUCUCCACUUUACCCUACGAAAUGAUGUUACAAGUCCUUCUUUCCGGUGGAUUAUCCGCUAAGGAUAUUCUAAACCUCAGCAUGACCUGUAAACAUAUCAAUUCCUUCUGCAUGGAUGGAUACUUCUGGAAAUCAUUUUUCCAACGGUGUUAUCCAAACUCCGAUCUGGUUGCUUCGAACCUGGACGACUGGCUUUUGGCUUUCGCUCAGGAAACUAACUUUGCCGGGUCGGAGAUGAAGUGUUUUGCUUCGAAGGUUGGGAUGGAUGAGGAUGUUUUGGGAGUACCUAUCGAUUGGACGGUUAAUCCUAAGACUAAAUGUGUGGAUUAUAUCUACAUUGUCGACUCCUCGGACUUUCUGAGUAGAUCUUCUUUCCAUGAUGAUAGGGUUAGGAAGACUACUUGGAAUAAGGAGUUUAAGUCUUGGUGUCCGAUGUACCUUACCGAAGAACACUUCCAACGUGCCUUACCGGAUAUCAAGGAGUUCAUGGUGGAGAUGUGUCCUGAAUACGGUACUCGACUGUUUCAACCCAGAAUGGUGCUAGACGUCAUCCCCAAGAUGAUGAAUACACUUGUUGUCCUCCUCAUGGACAACGGAGAAAAGAUCUCUAGCAAAGCCAUCGAAGGGUAUUUCCUCCUCCACCGACUCUUCCGCGCCCUCCUCGUCGAAUUCCCACAGUUACAAAAGGAAGUCGACGAAAGAAUCCGAAGAGUCAAAGAAAGUGAAGAAUCAAGGACGAAAUCCGUUCUUCCAAACUUCGGAAACUUCUUACCUUUGUUAUCUGUCAGCGAGAAAUAUACAUGGACAACACCGGGUCUCAGCCGUUCCAUCAUCGGGGAGUUCUUCGAUAGACAGGUAAUCUGGACAGCAAGGGAACAUCCCAAAAUCGUCAACGUCCAGAAAUUCGCACCGACGAACAUCGAUGCCAAUGAUAAAUACCUAAGUCUUUGGUUAAGCGUCGGACAGGUUUCCAGGAGGUUGAUGGUAUUUCACGUUCGAUUGUUGUAUAUGAUUCAACAGAAGAACGGGGGUUAUAUGGAUGAGAUAUCCACCGCGAAUGAUCUUUUGUACGGUCGUCCUCCCAGACAGGUUGUUGAGAAGUUUCAGAGGACGGUGCAGAAGAUUAUGACGUUGGAGAGUUGGCCGGAUUUCUUCGAUGGGAUGUUUGUGAGACAACCUACUCGGGCGGCGUUGACGGGGGUAUUACAGCAGGCUGUGAGGAAUUCUUUGAGGAAGAGGUAUCAUCGUGCCGGGAUGGAUUUUUCAAAGAUCCAUGCCAGUGGGGUAUCUAGAAUCCUUUUGAAGGGACAAAGUUAUUCCGUCCCACCCAAUUUGAAGAAAUUGGAGAUGAAGGAGAGUUGGAGAUGGGAUUCGAAUUCCGGAUCUAACUUUUUAGACGCUACUUGUACGGUCUUUGAUUUUAAAGAUCAAAUGAUCGAUGAAGUUUCUUAUAUGUCUCGGAUAGCGUUUUGCUCUGAUGAGAAUAAUAGGAAUAAAUCCGCGGCGUUGAGACAUUCGGGAGAUCAAAUGGAUCAUACGAUUUCUCGAGGAGAACAUACGAUCGAAAUCGAUCUCGAGAAGAUUGGAAAGGUUAAGGAAGUUAAGAGUUUGGUGUUUUGUAUGAGUGCUUUCAGUGGAGCUCAUCUUAGGGAUUUUAAAAGUCCUGAGGUGGCGUUGGUGGAUAAGGCUUCGAAGGUGGAGAUGGCGACGUAUAAUUUUGGGAGUACGAGAGGUGGAGAGAUUGGAGGGAAGAAGAGUGUGGUUAUGGCGGUGCUCUAUAGGAGUAAAUUUGGGGAUAAGUGGGAUUUGAAGGCGGUGGGGGAUAUUGGGAGUGGGGAUUUGACGAGGGCGGAUGUUUUGAGGGAGGAGAUGGAGAGGAGUUUGAGGAAGAUUUAG
Messenger RNA from Orbilia oligospora ATCC 24927, 2802 nucleotides. RefSeq lists its product as uncharacterized. NCBI's taxonomy places the organism in Eukaryota, Fungi, Ascomycota, Orbiliomycetes, Orbiliales, Orbiliaceae. Bases 1 to 2802 code for a protein of 933 amino acids. Gene Ontology annotation, molecular function: protein binding. The transcript has a single exon. The record is from RefSeq and is a predicted model, not a curated record.